Messenger RNA from Penicillium cosmopolitanum, 2178 nucleotides. Its product is annotated as transcription factor IIF subunit TFG1. The coding region runs from base 1 to 2178 and encodes 725 amino acids. NCBI's taxonomy places the organism in Eukaryota, Fungi, Ascomycota, Eurotiomycetes, Eurotiales, Aspergillaceae. The record is from RefSeq and is a predicted model, not a curated record. Gene Ontology annotation, biological process: positive regulation of transcription elongation by RNA polymerase II; transcription initiation at RNA polymerase II promoter. Gene Ontology annotation, cellular component: transcription factor TFIIF complex; nucleus. The transcript has 3 exons. Gene Ontology annotation, molecular function: TFIIF-class transcription factor complex binding; DNA binding; RNA polymerase II general transcription initiation factor activity.
AUGUCGACGCCAACAAACCCCUCCAACGGCCGAACGCCAACCGGGCCAAACGGAGCUCCGCCAAUGCGAAUGCGUCGCCCCAGACAAGCAGACCCCUUAGUUCGCCCAAAGCGAAGAGGUCCAGUGAAGGCCGCCACAGGUGCACCAGGAGGUCUCGCACCUCCAUCUCGACCAGGUCAACUCCGCCAAGUACCCGCAACAUCAAUCAAAACGCUCCCAACACGGCCCCAAAACCCGCAAGCUUCCUCCGAGAACCCUGCCCUGUCAGCUAUACCUCCCAACACCAACGCCAGCGCCAACACCAACGCAGCCGACCACUCCGUAAACGGCUUCAGUGGACCCCUCCUCUCAACAACCUACACCGAUUAUCCCGUGGUAACAACCAAACGCGCCCUCCUAGAAGGAAUGAAACACCACAUCGCCCGCUUCGCCGCAAAACGACCCGUCGAUCCCCGCGACGAGUCCCAAUUCACCCGACCAGUCCGUCUACACCGCCGCGACCCACGCACUCGAUCCCACGAAUCCAAUUCCGAACGUCUAGUCGGACCAGGAGGCGAACAACUUAGCGAAGCAGAUAAAGAAGCCAUGGACGCAAAGCGCGCACUACGCGAUAAAGAGCGUGCGGAGAAUCAGGCUCAAAUUGCUCCUGCGGCUGGAUCUUCGAAGAGACCUAAUGCGCCGAAACAGAAGACUCAGCAGGUUUUUAAGAGUGAUAUGACUCCCGAGGAAUUGGCGCGUGCUAGGGUUAGAUAUGAGGAGGCUUUGCCGUGGCAUCUUGAAGAUUUUGAUAAUCGCAAUAUCUGGGUUGGGAAUUAUGAGGCUGCGCUUUCGGAGACGCAUGCUGUUUUUAUGUUUGAUCAUGGACAGGGUCAGCAGGGGCAGGCGAAGGUGCGGAUGAUUCCCGCGGAGAAGUGGUAUAAGUUCAGUGCGAAGAGUCAGUUCAAGGCUCUUACUAUCGAAGAAGCGGAGAAACAUAUGGCGAAGCGAAUCAAGGAUCCGAGAUGGUUUAUGGAGAAACAGGCUGAGAUUAUGGAGAAGAGUCAGCUAGACCAGUAUGCGAAGUCUCGGAAGGUUUUCUUUGGCAAGCAGGGGACUCAGAAUGGACGGGAGGGUCUUGAGGGUGGAGAGAUGGAUUUCGAAGAGGAUCGAUUUGCGGAUGAUGAGGAGCAUGGUGAUGAUCUGUUCAAUGAUCAGGAUGAGGAUACCAAGGCUGCAGAGAAACGGAUUAAGGAAGAUCAGCUCAAGGCAAAUGUGUUUGAUCUUAAGAAUGAGAAGGAUUAUGAGGAAGAGGAGAAGCGCGAGAAGUGGGAGAAGGAGGCUCGUCAUGUUCAGGGUAAGAAGGUGCGGAAGGCGUUGAAGAAGCGUGAGAAGAAUUAUGAUUAUAGUUCUGGGUCGGAUUUUAAUCCUUACACUGAUGAGGAGAGCUCCGACGACAGCGAAACCGAGCGCCAAAAAGAAGAAGAAAAGAAAAAGGCCGAAGAAGAAAAGAAUCAACAAAAGGACUCCGGCUCAUCAAAAGGCAACAACACUCCCUCAGGCCGACCAAAAUACACCGACCCGCUAAAGAAAUCAGCCACUUCCCGCAAACGCCUCGGAUCCCCCAACGGCUCCGACGCAAGUGGAACAGACACAUCUCGCAAGAAGGCCAAGAACAAGCACGCCUCUUCGCACCCAACACCGCAACCUACAUCGCGACCAAUUUCGCCCACCGCAGCAGCAGCGGGUAAGAAACGCGUUCGAAAUAUUCCUCUCGGCGGAUCUGGUUCAGGUAGCGACGUCGAUAUGGCCGGUUCAGGCGCUGAAAUGAGCGAGAGCGGUAAACCGAAGAAACUUAAGCUUACUCUGCCAGGGCAAUCCAGGACUGGAACGCCUGUUGGUUCACGCGCUGGUAGUCCUAUUGCUGGUGGACGGAGUUUCUCUGGGAGUCGGGCUAGUAGUCCCGAGGGCGCGAGAGGCCGAUCAACACCUAUCCCAGGAAACCAACCCUUCCCAACACCCGCGGAAAUCCACGCCGCAAUUCCGGCAACAGGUAUCCAGAGCAGUGAUCUGUUGCGGAAAUUCCGACCUCGCAUUGGCGAUAGUAAGGAGAAUCAUCGGAGAUUUAUUGCUAUUGUCAAGGAUGUUAGUGUUUACAUUAAGGAGACGAGGUUGUUGCAGCCUGGUCCUUGGAAGGGGUAG